Molecule: messenger RNA, 4920 nt
Organism: Misgurnus anguillicaudatus (oriental weatherfish)
Lineage: Eukaryota; Metazoa; Chordata; Actinopteri; Cypriniformes; Cobitidae
Source: RefSeq, a predicted model, not a curated record
UACAGAUGCUUUGGGGAAAACUGAGCGUUGGUGGGGGCAUGUUAAUCUGUUGCACACGACAAGCUAUCACAUCCAGGUUUGAGCUCCUGCAAUAGCUCCUCUGAGCUCCUCCUCAUAACCACAUGUUGCUACGCUGAUUGACUGCAUUAGCGCUGUGCCAGCUGCUACAGCUGUGGCUAUCUCUCUCUUUCUCUCUCUCUCUCUCUCUCCCCCUUUCUGCCUCCCUGAAUCUUCACUCUUCUCAGUUGUUGUGGCCAUCUCUGAGAGGCAGGGAGCUUGAAUUCAGAGUUGCAGCCACCUGUGACAGCAGACGUAUCUCUACGCCACUCAAACAGACAUCAUUACCCAAAAGAGUGGAGCGACAAUUCUUAUUGUGGCUUUAUGUGAUUCAUGCAAAUAUAUAGGGAGAUCUGUAGCAGAUGCCAACGUGAGGGCACAUCACAUUGAACUUUCAUUAUGCCGGGUCUGAUCAACAAGAGCAAGAGGAGCGCUCUGCCUCUCAGUGUCUCUGACAUCACUUCCUGUGUCAGAGGUUACACCCUGGCAAUGACAGCCUCCCUGACUUACGAAAACAUUGAGGAUCACCCAAUUGAGGGAGUCUUUAUAUACCCACUUGAAGAGUGCUGCGUGGUGGUUGGGUUCGAAGCAAUGAUUGGCAGCCAGAUAAUAACCGUGCAGGUCAAAGACAAAACAAAAAUCGAUGACUGUUACUUUGAUUGCUGUCACGCCAAUGAAUUUCCGCAGAGUGGAGGUGGUCAUAUAGUUUUGGAUGAGGAUCAGGAGAGGACGGUACUGGUGGUCAAUCUGGGGGUUGUUCCACCUUUGGAGACCAUAAAUAUACAGGUCAGCACCUCGUCUGAACUGUGUACACUUCCUAAUGGUGGGAUUCUGGUAACAUCACCGCCCGCAUGUUCCCCACGGGUCCAACGGUCCGUCAAAGAAGAUCCAACAUUUUCCCCCAGCACUGCAAGAAGGAGGGAUAAACAUCAUUGUGCAGUUGGAAAUCAUGAACAGACGACCUCGGGUGUGUUCCUGUCUGCUCUGUUGCAAGAGGAGACCAUCAACUCCAUCGACUAUGCGUUUAACUUCCAGCUGGAGAUCAGAGGACCGUAUCUACUGGCAGGUGUGGAGAGUCCCUCCCAUGCCAUCCGGGCUGAUGCCGACCCAUCGGCUCGCUCAGCAACCAGCAUCAUGGUCACGCUAGCGGACAAAUACACUUACGACUGCCCCGUGGAGAUACUGAUCUACCCUAGUGAGCCUCAUCUACCACACGUUCUCAUCGAGGAUGGAGACAUGACACCGGAGGAAUACGACGAACAUCUGAAAGGAAGGAGCGACUACAUCAAAGCCACGAAGAAGGACUGCAGUAAUGAGAAAAUAGUAGACAUAAUUCGGAAAAGACUCCAUAAGGACAUACUUCACAACCCUGUGGUUAUGCUAAACUUCUGCCCGGACCUUCGCUCUACGACCUCCGACCUGCGGAGCAUCCAGGGGGAGUUCAUCUUUCUCAUUGAUCGUAGUGGCAGCAUGAGCGGGGUCAACAUCAAGCGGGUGAAGGAUGCAAUGGUCGUGAUUUUGAAAAGUCUUUUCCCAGCAUGCUUAUUCAAUAUAGUAGGCUUUGGGUCCAAGUUCAAAACUCUGUUUGCCACCAGUCAAAGCUACGAUGAGGUGACUUUAGCUUUGGCUUGCGAGUAUGUGAAGAAGAUUCGGGCUGACAUGGGCGGCACAAACCUACUGGCUCCACUCAACUGGAUCCUUCGGCAGCCCAUGCAGAAGGGUCAUCCUCGCCUGCUGUUCCUGCUGACGGAUGGUGCCGUCGGUAACACGGGAAAGGUCAUCGAGUUGCUUCGUAGCCAUGCCCGAUUCACCAGGUGUUACACAUUUGGUAUCGGGCAGAGCGCCUGCAGAAGGCUGGUGUUAGGACUGUCCACUGUUUCCAGAGGAACCGCUGAGUUCCUGGCAGAAGGGGAAAGACUGCAGCCCAAGAUGAUUAAGUCUUUGAAGAAGUCUAUGACAUCAGUAUUGACUGACAUCUCUAUUGAGUGGCUGUAUCCAGAGACAAAGGAGAUCUUGCUUUCUCCAGUGGGAGCGACCUGUCUGUUUCCUGGUGACCGACUGAUUGGAUACAGCGUUGUGUGUGAUACUUCCAGACAUCACUCCAACCCUAAAUCAGACAAGCGAAGGCGAUACAGCAUGAUGCGCUCCAACGAGUCGGCCAGUUCUGUCUUCUACCAUUCUCAGGAGGAUGACGGCGGGAAGGUUUCAUCUGAUAAAGACAAUCAGGUCGCCUCACUGUUUGAUGCUUGCCAGGAUACCAUGUCUGAGAGCAGCCCUGUCACCACCGAGCAAGACGCUGUGGGAAGUGACACGGCCACCUCACCGAGAAGACGUGCGUACAGUACCAAUCAGAUUAUAGAUUACAACCCUACAAAGAAGGUCUAUACUCCAAGUGACCCCAGCUCGGUGGUUGGGAAGAAUCCUCUUAGAAGAGCAAAGGUUCAGGAACUCACUGGUCAGGCCGAUCACGGGUCUCAGUGGAAAAUAGACUACCAGCCUCAGUUGGCCAGCCUGUGUGCGACGUCUUCAAGAGCCCGACCUAUGCCUGGUCACAAACCUCCACAGCAAGAAGGGCUCCUGGAAGAAUCAAAGGUAGAUCAGACCCCACCCGGCCCCUCAGCACAGGGUCCUGCUGUGGAGAAUGGCUCCAGAUCUUCGACAGACAGUCCAUCACUAGGCAGCACUGGUGAUGCAGAUGGUUACACGCAUCAGCUUUGCGAAGUCGAAACGCCCCAAGAUCCUCAUGCUCCAGAAUUUCGGGCUGCUCGAGGGAAGGGAGAUUGCAAAGCGGUUGUAUCGGGACUGCUGUGUGGAAAACCUGUGAGAUGGGAGGUGUCCUUUGACAUUCAGCCUUACCUCAAAGGCCGAGAACGAGAGGAGAAGGUUCACGAAGAACUGUGGAACGAAACCUUUCAUCAUCUGGCAGCGCGUUCGAUUAUUCAAGACUUUGAACACAUGGCAGAUAAAGAAUGCGAGAUUGAGCAUGGUUCUGGGAGGAGGUACCAGCUUUAUGCCAUCCACACUAGCAAAGCCUGCAACAUCUUGAGCAAAUACACAGCAUUUGUACCCAUCGAACUGGACAGCAAUGAAUAUUUACCCACUGGUGUUGAGUACAGCCGUCCUGGGGAGGAUCAUAAACGCAGUUCGCACUGCAGUUCUCGCUGUGGCAGCAGGAAGUACCUCGGUUACUCUGUGGGUCUGGGUCGAUCACAGUCCGGCGGUUUACCCGAGCAAAAUGAUGUAGCAUUACCCAGCAGUUUGGAGGACGGAUCUCAUUCCUCUCGCAAAACAUCCUCAUCCUCCAGUGGGGACCGAUGUAGCGUCACUGAAGGCUCUCAGCGGACACCAUCGGUGACCUCUGACUCCUCGCAGAGAUCCACUGAGAGUCUUUUCUCAGCCAGCAAGCUGAGUUUGACCCGGGCGCGUCUCCUGUCGAAAGCCGCCAGGGGCUUCAUGAGUCGAUCGCAAAUCAAAACCAGCAACUCGAUGGGAGACAGCGAGAAUGACAACAAUGACUACAUCCCUCUGGUGUCGUUGCAGCUGUCAUGUGGGGCGUUCAUGCUGGAUGAUGCCUUGUGUGAAGCCAUCAACGUGCCCAUGGACAAGCUGAAGUGGACGUCUCCAUUCACCAGCCACAGAAUCAGCCUUACCCACCCCUCUCACUCCGGCUCACGACGAUCCGAGAGCCUGGAGGUCCACCACGGCUCCUCUCCUCCACCGAAAGACUCGGACUUGAUUUCCGAAUACGAGGAGCCUCUAUCUUGCACGUCUUCAUCCUCCUUCCAGUCCCCGCUGAUGGGCGGUUUCUCUUCGAUGUCAACCAUGGCCUCGACGUCGCCUAUCAACUCUUUGUACGACAGCGGACGAGGGUCUGAGUCUGAAACUCUGGUGGCGCCCCUGCCAGGUUCCCCGGGGAGCCUGCAAAAGAGCAUGGUUGACACAGAAGGGAUGGUGUGGGCCACUGCUGUAGCUCUGGCCUGGCUGGAGCACAGCUCGGCGAGUUACUUCAUCGAGUGGGAGCUGAUCGCCGCUAAGGCCAGCAUGUGGUUGAAUGAACAGAUCGUCCCCGAGGGCCGAGACCUGGCGUCUGUUAAAGCGUCAGCCAAUCAGUUGUUCAUUAUUCUCAGACACUGGGACGAGAACCUGCAACUCAACAUGCUGUGUUACAACCCAAACAGCAUGUGAGCUCAGGGUAGGGACUCGACUUUAAACUAUGCUAAAAGAGUUUUAUUUUUAUUUACUUACGUUUAUCUCGUUUUAGUUUUUAUGAAUAGAGAAUGUACCAGUAUUUCAUGUCAUCUACCCUACAGCGAGAAGUAUGCAAAUGCAGAAACAAACGCUUUGCCAGCACAUUGCAAGCAUGCUGUUGAAUAAUCUUUAUAAACAGUACAGUGCAAAAGUCUUAUUCUGUGUACACACCAAACGCGAAGCAUCGCGUUCCUUGCUCUAGAUUACUCGCGGGAUUUACCUUCGUGUCAUGCAAUUUUUUUCAUGCAAAUAUUUUCAACUUGCGCAACGACACGUUUGAAGCGAACAGCACGUUUUUGUGACAAUUGUGCCACCUGAUUUGCGACAACUCGAGUUUACAUCUAUUCGCGUCUCUUCGUGUCUUUUCAUGUCUGUUUGUGCUUUUGCAUUGACUUUAUAUGUGCAAAUCGUUGAAUUCGCGUUUGGUUUGUAUGCCCCAUUAGGCCACCAUUACAGUCGAUUUUGCAAUGCUAUAAUGACCAUAUAUAAUUAUUAGUCUCUUUAUUAGAAUAAAACUGGAAAAUUAAGGAAAUUUGUAUGUAGUUUUACAAAACGAUUACAAAAAAAUUCUAAGCUAAAAUGUUGAGUCUCCUUAAAAGAGUUCAAGAUGUGUUU